This is a messenger RNA of Beauveria bassiana ARSEF 2860, 651 nucleotides long. RefSeq lists its product as uncharacterized. The record is from RefSeq and is a predicted model, not a curated record. The transcript has a single exon. Lineage: Eukaryota; Fungi; Ascomycota; Sordariomycetes; Hypocreales; Cordycipitaceae. Bases 1 to 651 code for a protein of 216 amino acids.
AUGGAGCAGGAAGAGCGCGAUAGGGCUGCACGCGAGGCCGAUAUGGAAUCGAGGGCCCGCGCCUGCAACUACCUCUCCACCUUCCUUCACAGCUCGCCGUGGACCGACCAACUUGACCAGAUUACCAUCGUGUGGGACUCUGUGCCCUCCAUGGAAGAACUGGAAUCCUAUGGCGAACUGGACGAAAAGGAAGGCACUCUCAACUGUCGACGCCUCUUCAAGGCUGUUGUCGUCUGGGACGAAGUCGGCCAUCUGCUCUGGCGUACGCUCAAGGAUGCUGCCCAACAGGAACAGCAACCUUCGCCUGCCGCUCUACCCACUGUCAUCGAGCACAACUCUACCGACAGCACCGAUACUUGGUGGCACGCCCCUCAUGACCGCUCAUUUCGCCGCGGUUCCCAAGAAACUUCACACUCCAGCCUCGCCUCGCGCAGCUCCGCUGCCACCGACCCCUUCUCACUCGCGCGCGACUACACCACCUUUACUUCGCUUAGCAGCUCGCCAUGCGAAAAUGGCUUCAUGGUCACUGCUGACCAGACCCGCAGGCGCAGCGACUCUCUCUCCGCCAUGAUCCCUCGCGCCAUCUCCCACAGCUGCGUCUCUGCUGUCAAGAAGACUUUUAGCGUCUUCUCGGAGAAGCAGACUGCGUAA